Messenger RNA from Ilex paraguariensis (yerba mate), 3144 nucleotides. Lineage: Eukaryota; Viridiplantae; Streptophyta; Magnoliopsida; Aquifoliales; Aquifoliaceae. The record is from the annotation of a GenBank genome assembly.
AUGGCCACUUCAGUAAGCCCAAAGAAAUCGUCCGACCGCCCGCCUCAAGCCGUGAAAUUCGCCCGCCGGACAUCAAGCGGCCGUGUCGUCAGCCUGUCCCGUGAUGAUGACAUAGAUGUAUCGGGGGAGUUUGCAGGGCCAAAUGAUUACAUUAAUUACACCGUGCUUAUGCCCCCAACCCCUGACAAUCAACCCGGGGGCUUAUCAGGCUCUGGGUCCUCGGGCGACAAGCCCGACGGGCCCGGUCCUUAUGGGACCACUUCUCGGUUUGGCACGGACAGGAUGGGCAGGCGCGGUGGCGGUGACGAGGAGGAGGGUGGUGGUGGAAAUGGGGGUGGGAAGCUCGACCGGCGGAUGUCGUUGAUGAAAUCGAAUAAUAAGUCGAUGCUAUUGAGGAGCCAGACGGGGGAUUUCGAUCACAACCGAUGGUUGUUCGAGACGAAAGGGAAGUAUGGGAUCGGAAAUGCAUUCUGGCAACAGGAUGAUGAUUCAUAUGACCAUGAUGGUGGUGGAAUGACCAUGUCUGAUUUUUUGGACAAGCCAUGGAAGCCACUCACUCGGAAGAUUAAGAUUCCACCUGGUAUUCUUAGUCCUUACAGGCUACUGAUCGUCAUCCGCCUAGCAGCACUCACACUCUUCCUGAUAUGGCGAGUGAGAAACCCGAACGAGGACGCAAUGUGGUUAUGGGGAAUCUCCAUAGUCUGCGAGUUAUGGUUCGCAUUUUCAUGGCUGCUCGAUAUUCUACCCAAGUUCAACCCCAUAAACCGAGCCACAGACCUCGUCGCCCUCAAAGACAAGUUCGAGACACCUUCCCCCUCCAAUCCUCACGGCCGGUCCGACCUCCCGGGCAUGGACGUGUUCAUUUCCACUGCCGAUCCCGAAAAGGAACCACCUCUUGUCACUGCAAAUACCAUUCUCUCUGUUCUUGCCGUUGAGUAUCCGGUGGAAAAGGUUUCUCUGUAUGUCUCUGAUGAUGGUGGUGCUAUUCUGAACUUUGAAGCCAUGGCUGAGACCGUCAUCUUCGCAGAGGUAUGGGUGCCCUUCUGCCGAAAACAUAACAUUGAGCCUAGGAAUCCAGACAGUUAUUUCAGCCAGAAAACAGAUCCAACCAAGAACAAGAAGCGACCUGAUUUUGUUAAAGACCGCCGCUGGAUCAAGAGGGAGUAUGAUGAGUUCAAGGUCAGGAUAAAUGGCCUACCAGAAGUUAUAAGAAAGCGAUGUGAAUCAUACAACAAAAAAGAGGAAAUGAAGGCGAAGAGACUUGCUAAGGAGAAGAAUGGUGGAGUGCUGCCAGCGGAGGAGGUCAAGGUAGCAAAGGCGACAUGGAUGGCAGACGGAACACACUGGCCAGGCACAUGGUUCUCGCCGACAGCUGAUCACAAGAAGGGAGACCAUGCCGGGAUUCUUCAGAUAAUGAGCAAGGUGCCAGAAAGUGAUCCAGUAAUGGGGCAUCCAGAUGAGAAGAAGCUAGAUUUCACUGGUAUAGACAUCCGGAUUCCAAUGUUUGCCUAUGUUUCACGUGAAAAAAGGCCUGGUUAUGACCACAACAAGAAGGCUGGCGCCAUGAAUGCCUUGGUGAGAGCUUCUGCUGUACUUUCCAAUGGUCCAUUCAUACUUAACCUAGACUGUGACCACUAUAUCUAUAACUCCAUGGCUAUAAGGGAGGGAAUAUGCUUUAUGAUGGACCGUGGAGGCGACCGGAUCUGCUACGUACAGUUCCCUCAAAGAUUCGAGGGCAUCGAUCCCUCAGAUAGAUAUGCCAACCAUAACACUGUCUUCUUUGAUGGUAACAUGCGAGCUUUGGAUGGUCUUCAAGGGCCAGUUUAUGUUGGAACUGGCUGCAUGUUCCGGCGGUAUGCAUUAUACGGUUUCCACCCCCCACGGGCAAACGAGUACUCAGGCAUUAUUGGGCAGAACAAGAGCCGCGCUCCCCAUAUUCAGAUGCCAUCUGAUGCAGAGGACUCGGACACACAGCCCUUAACAUCACAUCCUGAUUUGACCCUGCCAAAGAAAUUUGGGAAUUCGACCAUCUUCACUGACUCUAUACCCGUAGCUGAAUUCCAAGGACGACCACUAGCUGAUCACAUCUCUGUGAAAAAUGGCCGGCCUCCCGGGGCACUGCUCAUUCCACGUCUGCCGCUCGAUGCACCAACAGUUGCCGAGGCCAUUGCUGUUAUCUCCUGCUGGUACGAGGAUAAAACUGAAUGGGGAGACAGAGUAGGUUGGAUCUAUGGAUCUGUUACAGAAGACGUGGUGACAGGUUAUCGCAUGCACAAUCGCGGAUGGCGAUCUGUCUACUGCAUCACAAAGCGUGAUGCUUUCCGGGGCACUGCACCGAUCAACUUAACUGACCGCCUGCACCAGGUCCUCCGAUGGGCCACUGGUUCUGUCGAGAUUUUCUUCUCUCGAAACAAUGCAUUUCUUGCAACCCGACGUCUAAAAUUCCUCCAGCGAAUAGCUUACCUCAAUGUCGGCAUCUACCCGUUCACGUCCAUCAUCCUUGUGGUCUAUUGUUUUCUCCCGGCUCUCUGUCUCUUCACUGGACAAUUUAUUGUGAAGAGCUUAAAUGUUACUUUCCUUUUUUACCUUCUUAUCAUCACUAUCACUCUCGCUUGCAUCUCCAUGCUUGAAGUCAAGUGGUCAGGUAUAGGCCUGGAGGAAUUGUGGCGAAACGAGCAGUUUUGGGUCAUUGGGGGCAGCAGUGCUCACUUUGCUGCAGUACUCCAGGGUCUCCUUAAAGUCAUUGCUGGUAUCGAAAUCUCAUUUACGUUGACCUCAAAAUCUGCUGCGGAAGAUGAAGAAGACAUCUAUGCUGAUCUAUAUGUUGUCAAAUGGACCAGUCUCUUCAUAAUGCCACUGACCAUCAUUGUUGUCAAUCUUGUUGCUAUUAUCCUCGGGUUCAUGAGAACUGUGUACAGUGUGAUUCCUCAAUGGAAUAAGCUCAUGGGUGGGGCUUUCUUCACAUUCUGGGUGUUGGCUCACAUGUACCCAUUUGCUAAGGGAUUGAUGGGAAGGAGAGGAAAGGUUCCUACAAUUGUUUAUGUAUGGGCAGGGCUUGUUUCCACUACAGUGUCUUUACUUUGGAUAUCUAUCAGUCCCCCAGAUGAUAACACCACUCAAUCUGGAGGGAGCAUUCAAGUAUAA